AUGGAUCGCUACAUUGCUCAGUUAAUCGCAGAAAGAUUGGAUACGUCCGUACAGGAUAGUAUGUCCAUAGAUGACGACGGAGCCGGCUCGGUGCCUGACGGUCCUGUCAAGUGCCCACAUUGUGGCACCGAGCUUGAGAAACUGGGCCAGGCCAUUGCUACAGCCACCAGGUUUAUGGAUGCGAUGCCAGGUGCCGUAAAGCGGGAGAUAGCCGAUACGGAGAAGAUCAUGGACUACAUGGAGCAGUUCGAAUCAGAAACCAACCCGGGAGAUAGCGACGAUGAGGACGACGAUGAGGACAUUGAUAUGGACAGUGAUGAGGACGGUGGUGAGGACAGUGAUGAGGACGACGACGAGGACAGUGAUGAGCACGACUACCAGGUCAGUGAUGAGGAUGACGACGAGGGCGACGACGAGGACAGUCAUGAUGAAAGACGCCCAUGGCAUAAUGGCUGCAAAUGGAAUGCCAAACUAUAUCCUCAGAGAGGGUUAGACACGAGCUCGGCUCCACACUACACCGAGCGGUACGGCCUGACCCCUGAAAUAGUUCUGAAAAUUCGCGAUUCCGCCACUCUUGCUGCUCUUAAUGCACAUGCAACCGAUGUUCUGAGUCCGACCAGAUGGAUAACCAAUGCGUACCGGGAUGCAUUCAAGAUAUUUCUCCAGGCACUAAAGGACUCUAAGUACCCAAGGCACUGGCUGGAAAACCCUAACUCGGCAGUUUACGAAGCGUACUGCGACUACAUGCAGGCAAGGCGCGCCAUGCCCAAGCGUGGUAAAUCUAAGAAGGCCUGA
Molecule: messenger RNA, 795 nt
Organism: Aspergillus versicolor CBS 583.65
Lineage: Eukaryota; Fungi; Ascomycota; Eurotiomycetes; Eurotiales; Aspergillaceae
Exons: 2
Coding region: 1-795 (264 amino acids)
Source: RefSeq, a predicted model, not a curated record